Messenger RNA from Bipolaris zeicola 26-R-13, 636 nucleotides. RefSeq lists its product as uncharacterized. NCBI's taxonomy places the organism in Eukaryota, Fungi, Ascomycota, Dothideomycetes, Pleosporales, Pleosporaceae. The transcript has 3 exons. The coding region runs from base 1 to 636 and encodes 211 amino acids. The record is from RefSeq and is a predicted model, not a curated record.
AUGUCUCGCUACACAAAUUUAUCCAAUCCAGAACAUCAAAACCCGCCAUACAGCGCUAGCAACGAAGACAAGCCUUUCCUCCCAACCGCACAUGAGAGAGAAGAUUAUACCUCUCCAGCCGCCAGCCGGCCCCGCUCACGCCUCUGCUCCGCCCUCAUCGUCGCUUCUACAUCGCUAACCCUCGGCCUCCUUGCCUUGAUCCUCAUCGUCGCUCAGCACCGCCACCCAACAAGCGCCGUCUCACUCUGGGCCACCUACCAAGGCGGCUCCACCGUCGUCGAGCACUGCGGCAGCUCACCACAAGGAGCCCAAGCACUCGGCUGCACCUGGGACCUCAUGAGCUACGGCUGGGUGCACCCGCGCUGCGUCAAGCCCGACGAGUCGCAAAUGUGGAUCCAGAAGCACGGGCCCUGGAAGUGGUACUACGACGGGAAUGCUACGCAGGAGAUUCCUCUAGAGGACCUGCCGAUGACAGUGCGCGCCCAUACCGAUGGCCAUCUUGUUACCGAUGAGGCGAUUGCCCUGGCGCAUACGCAGCAUUGUGUGGGUGUGAUUGCGUCAUCCGAGAAUACGAAUACUAAGCAGAUUAAUACGGCUGUGGAUAUGCUGUUUGCGCGGUGUGUGACGCUUAAUUAG